AUGUCGGCAAAAAAUACAGACCAGCCUGCCAAGACUGAAGAUGCUUCUGGUGAUGAGAAUGAUUCAGAUAGAGGCCGGAAAGUGCGUCCAAAGACUGCUCUAGAUACUCAAAAGGCUCAGGUGGAGAAACUGAUGAAGCGGAUUGACAAGGAAAUUAUACUACCAACCCGUCCAUCUGAUACACCCAGAGGUCCAAGAAAAGAAGGUGCUCAUGUGGUUCGCAAUAUCCAAGGUUCCAGUGCUGGCGCUGGAAGUGGCGAGUUCCAUGUGUAUCGUGCAUUAAGAAGAAAGGAAUAUACUCGGCUCAAGGCUUUGGACGAUGCUGCACAAAAAGAAGAGGAUCGGAUUGAAUAUGAAAGUCGACAGCAGACACUGAAGGCCAAAGAGAUGGAAAAGACGAACAAGAAUCGGGAGAAAAGACUAAAACGAAAAAGGAAUAAUGAAAAGACAAAACCUAUUAUGGUGGGUCCAGCGCUAUCUUCAGUGGAGCCUGAAAGACAAGCAGACCAACAAACUAUCUAA
Molecule: messenger RNA, 522 nt
Organism: Batrachochytrium dendrobatidis JAM81
Lineage: Eukaryota; Fungi; Chytridiomycota; Chytridiomycetes; Rhizophydiales
Exons: 3
Coding region: 1-522 (173 amino acids)
Biological process (GO): negative regulation of protein kinase activity
Cellular component (GO): nucleolus
Molecular function (GO): protein kinase inhibitor activity; double-stranded RNA binding; protein kinase binding
Source: RefSeq, a predicted model, not a curated record